Messenger RNA from Phascolarctos cinereus (koala), 2407 nucleotides. It is a transcript of the gene SIX5, whose product is annotated as SIX homeobox 5. The record is from RefSeq and is a predicted model, not a curated record. Lineage: Eukaryota; Metazoa; Chordata; Mammalia; Diprotodontia; Phascolarctidae. Gene Ontology annotation, cellular component: nucleus; transcription regulator complex. Gene Ontology annotation, biological process: regulation of transcription by RNA polymerase II. Gene Ontology annotation, molecular function: DNA-binding transcription factor activity, RNA polymerase II-specific; RNA polymerase II cis-regulatory region sequence-specific DNA binding.
GAGGGAAGGAAAGGGGGAGGAACUUCCCAAAGUUGCAAAACAUGGCUACCUUCCCUGCGGAGCCGAGCGCGGGCCCGGCGAGCGGGGAGGCGGCGGCGGCUGGGGCCGCGGACGAGGAGGAGGAGGAGGAGGAGGAGGAGGACGAGGGCGAGGGCGAGGCGGACGAGCAGACGGCGCGGCGGCUGCUGCAGACCCUGCAGGCGGCCGAGGGUGAGGCGGCGGCGGCCGGGGAGGGCGCGGGGGCCCCGCCGCUCGGGCUGGAGCCGCCGCCCCCCGCCGCGGCCGCCCCGGCGCCGGGCCCGGGCGGCGCCCCCGGCCCCGCGCCCGGCGGCGGGUUGCGCUUCUCGGCCGAGCAGGUGUCGUGCGUGUGCGAGGCCCUGCUGCAGGCGGGCCACGCGGGCCGCCUGGGCCGCUUUCUGGGCGCGCUGCCGCCCGCCGAGCGCCUACGUGGCGGCAGCGACGCGCUGCUGCGCGCCCGGGCGCUCGUGGCCUUCCAGCGCGGGGACUUCGCCGAGCUCUACCGGCUGCUGGAGAGCCGGCCCUUCCCCGCGGCGCACCACGCCUUCCUGCAGGAUCUCUACUUGCGCGCCCGCUACCGUGAGGCCGAGCGCGCCCGGGGCCGCGCGCUGGGCGCCGUGGACAAGUACCGGCUGCGCAAGAAGUUCCCGCUGCCCAAGACCAUCUGGGACGGCGAGGAGACAGUGUACUGCUUCAAGGAGCGCUCGCGGGCCGCGCUCAAGGCCUGCUACCGUGGCAACCGCUACCCCGCGCCCGACGAGAAGCGCCGCCUCGCCGCGCUCACCGGCCUCUCGCUUACACAGGUCAGCAACUGGUUCAAGAACCGACGGCAGCGCGACCGGACGGGCGGCCCGGGCUCGGGCGGCAGCGGGGCUUCAGCGGCAGCUGCCGCGGCGGCUGGGGCGCCCAGCAGGAGUGAGUCAGAUGGGAACCCCAGUACAGAAGAUGAGUCCAGUCACGGAGCCGAGGAUGUGGAGGCUGGAGCAGGAGUGGCCCCAGGGAGCACAGACGUGCCAGCUCCAGGUUCUGUGUUCCUGGCUGGGGCAGCAGCUCCAUCGGGACCCCCGAGUGCCCCGUCUAUACUGCUCAACGGGGGCUUCUUGACCACGGCCAGCUCCCCGGCUGUGCUGCUUAACGGAGGCUCUCUCAUCAUUAAUGGGCUGGCCCUGGGGGAGGCCCCAGGCCUGGCUCCACUCUUGCUCACUGGGGCUGCUGGAGGAGGGGGCCCACCACCCUCCAGCCCACAGGCCCAGGCUCCGCUCUCCUCCCUGCUCCAAGUUCCCCAGCCUGGAGACUCGAAGGCUGAAGAUGCCCAGCCUGAAGACGGGGGCUCCAAAGGGAACCAGGCAUCUGGGGAGGAAGCCCUGCCGCUGCAGGGGCUGUCCCUCUCCCAAGUGGUCCCAGGCCCCCAGCCAGCAGCAGCCUUCCCUCCUCCUGCCGUGGUGACGCCUGCUGGGCCGGGGCCUCAGGUGGUACCACUGUCACCCCCUGGUCCCGUAGCUCCCGUGCCAGCCCCCCAGGUGGUCCCCCUAUCUCCAUCAGGCCCUGUUUACCCUGGGGCCUCACCCUUGGUCUCCCUUCCCCAAGUGGUGCCCACAUCCCAGGUGGUGACCCUGCCCCAAGGCGUGGGGUCCCUACAGCUGUUGGCUGGGCCUGCUAGCCCUGUCAAGGUGGCGGCAGCAACAGGAGCCACCCUGGGCCAGGCCAAUGUUCACCUCAUCAACCCAGGAAUGGGGGUCACAGCUUUGCAGUUACCUACAGCUGCCCCAGGUAACUUCCUCUUGGCAAACCCGGUUUCCAGCAGCCCUAUUGUGACAGGGAUGACGCUUCAGCAGGGCAAGAUCAUCCUGACUGCAACCUUCCCAGCCAGCAUGCUGGUCUCCCAGACCCUGCCGCCCACUGCCGCCAGCCUGGCGCUGCCCAUCAAACAGGAAGCCCCGGCUCCUGUGGCCGAGGGACCGGUCCUGGCUACGGUGGCCCCUGGCCCAGCCCUCCCCUCCUUCUCGGCCCAGGCCCAGGCGCCUGGGGCCCUAGGGGCAGCUGGCCCGGCCUUCUCCCCGGACUCCUCUGGCCUCCUAACCAGCGUCCCCAUCCCUGCUGUCCCUUCUUGGCCUGGGGGGCUGGAGUUGGGGGUGGGGACUGAGGGGCUCUUUGAGAUGGAGAAGGGGCUAGGAACGCCCACCCCCCAUGCCCUCCUGAGGCUGCCUGAUGGGGACAGCCUCCUGUUGGGGGACACGGGGGCUGAGGAGGGGGAUGAACUGGAGCCCGAGGACAAGGUCUUGACCCAGCUGCAGUCAGUGCCUGUGGAGGAGCCACUGGAGCUGUGAGCGGAUCCAUACCUCUGUGUUCUUCUCCCUUACUUCACUCUCCAAAUGAGGUGCUCUGAAGA